This is a messenger RNA of Suillus clintonianus, 1728 nucleotides long. Its product is annotated as GH3 auxin-responsive promoter. Bases 1 to 1728 code for a protein of 575 amino acids. Lineage: Eukaryota; Fungi; Basidiomycota; Agaricomycetes; Boletales; Suillaceae. Gene Ontology annotation, cellular component: cytoplasm. The record is from RefSeq and is a predicted model, not a curated record. Gene Ontology annotation, molecular function: acid-amino acid ligase activity. The transcript is spliced from 7 exons.
AUGUCUAAUCCUGAGACAGAUAUCUUGGACUCGUUAUCCUCCGAACUCUCUCAGCAGCUGAAGGAUUACAUAGAUCAAACCUUACUCGAGAUUAUACGGCCGAAUUCUGCGUCUCAGUUUGCACAUGAUGCUCCCGAGUUGGCAAAAUUCCGCGAGGCUGUCGCGCAGAGCGACUCGAAGGAUGAUAUAGAAUUCCUACGCAGCUUCCGAGAAUUCGUUACCCUCACAAACUACAAACACUACCAGCCAUUCACAGCAAAGUUUUUUGCGACCCCUUGCAAGGAGGCUGACGUGAAGAACAUGUUCGCCCCAGGACUGCCCUACUUCAUAGCCAUGUCCAGCAUGACAUCCGGCAACACAGCGAAGACAUUCCCAAUAUAUCGGCAUGCCCAGCGCCUUGCGAAUAACCCUUUACAUUUUUCCCGUUCAGAGGGUAGCACCUUAUCACUAACUUCCUUGGAUUUUUGGCAAAACCUGAAAUUAGAUUGCGAGGACGGUCAGAAGCCGUUGCCGGUCUGCUCUGUGACCAUCGGUGCUCUGCGAAUGCAAAUGAACUGGGACAUCGAGCACGAUAUGGAUAGACUCGAUAUGUGGGUUCCCGGAAAAACGGCUCCAUACGCGGUUUCUUUGGUUAAGAGCUAUCGGUCUUUCUUUGUUCUGAAUGCGCUAUUUGCAUUGGCAGACCGUGGGGUGACAACCGCCGCCUUCACCUUCGGCAAUACAUUCCUCAGUUUUUUGCAGUACGUGGAGGAUGAGUGGGAUAUACUUGUCGACUGCAUCGAGAAAGGGAUCAUCCCGGACAUUGAACAGAUAGACCACGUGCGAGAGGCUUUAGAGAAACUUUUCAAACCGAACCCUACUCGUGCGGCCGAACUUCGCGAAAUUGGGCCUCCUGUCAUCCACGGCUGGGCAGUCCGUGUGUGGCCUAAUUUGAACAAGUUUGUUGGGAUCACUGGAGGUCCUGGUGCUAUUGCGUAUAUCCUUGGACCUUCUGUCCGCACCCAGGGUGCUGGUUAUGGCGGCUCAGAGGCUGGCAUCGCGAUACCAUACCAGAAAGGCAACCCUAGUACGGACUUCAAGAUAGUUUUUGUGGAUGGGGUCAUCGAGUUUCUGGACGUGCAAUCCAGCGAGCCUUUGGAGCAUAUAUUGUCUGCUCACGAAGUUGUAGCUGGAGGACAAUACGAGCCCAUCUUGACGACCCGCAAUGGCUUGUGGAGAUACAGCCUCGGUGAUGUCAUCACCGUUAAAGGCUUUGCGCCAGAGGACGGAUUACCUAUUAUCAAUUACCUUCACAGGCGAGAUGGCGCACUUGCGCAGACAUUUGGAACGACGUGUUCAGAGUCGCAAUUAACGAACGCGAUCGUCUCUGCCGCUCGAUACAUCGGCCAGAUCACAGAUUUCACUAUUGUGAGCGACGACCGAGAGGCGACUAUUGCUUAUGGGUACUUGGUAGAAAUUGGAGGGGAAAUAGUACAGGACACGAGGGUGGCGACACAGCACGCUUUUGACCAUCUCAUGCGGGCAAACGCUGAGUAUCGCUUUACUUUCUUCCAAGGCAGAUCAAGACAGCCAACCAUCCGUCUCGUGGAGAAAGGCACAUUCACGGAAUAUCGCAGGCAGAAAUGCGAGAAGACGAACGUCUCGAUGGGUCAGCUGAAGAUUCCCGUUGUCAUAUCCGACCCAGCCCUUAAGGAAUGGUUCCUGGAAAAAGUUAUAAUGGAGCUGUAA